AUGCAAACAGACGUCAACCGAGUGCUGUGCACGGGGCUAGUGAAUAUGGGCAACACCUGCUACAUGAACAGCACCCUUCAGGCUCUUCUGCACAACUUUGAUCUUCGAGAGUUCUUUAUCGCCUAUGAUCCGCGCCAACGCCCGUGCAAAAAGAGCGGAAUCAACAAGCUCUUCUCCCAGCUCGUGAGGCAACUUUGCCAAGGGGAACAAGGUGCUGUAGAGCCUACUGCGUUAAGGCCACGCUUUUUUACGCCUCCCUCCAUCUUCUUCUUCUUCUUCCUCCUCCUCCUCUUCCUUCUAUUUCAUCCAUUUCUUAACGUCCUCUUUACCAAUGUUGGUUUUGGCAACCGGGAGGAAGGUGAUGCUUAA
Molecule: messenger RNA, 369 nt
Organism: Dibothriocephalus latus
Lineage: Eukaryota; Metazoa; Platyhelminthes; Cestoda; Diphyllobothriidea; Diphyllobothriidae
Source: the annotation of a GenBank genome assembly